CAAAGCUUCGAGAUAUGUUUUGUUUUGAUUCUCGUUUUCUGUUGGUAUAUAAUGUGUGGUUUGUUCUGAGCUGAGGAGAUCCACUACAGUAGUUAAUUGUUCUGCAAAUAAGGGAAGUGGUUAGUUAACAGAAGGCUGAGUGGUUGGUCUACAGUGUGGCUGGUUGUCUUGGUGCAUGACAGAACUGGGGUCCGGACAAAACCCCCUCAGUUAAAGUGAAAGGUAAUGGCAAGUAUGGAAGUAGAUGAAGAUGUGGCAGCUGAGGCCACUUCAUCAUCCCAGUCAGUAGCUGUAGAGAGCUCCAGCCAGGCUGCUAGUGGCAUUGUAAAUGUUGCUGCCCCCACCUCACCACUACCACCACCAUCUCAGUCAUCAUCAGUUGUUGGAGGAGGCAGUAGCAGUGAUGGGGUCAGUGCAGGUGGAGACUCGGUGAUGGCAUCAGCAGGGACAGUGGGCAGUGUCUCUGUGUCACUCCAUCCCUUGGUUAUACUCAAUAUCUCUGAACAUUGGACCCGACAGAGAGCUCAGGAAGGCAAACCUGUACAAGUGCUAGGAGCUCUGAUUGGGAAGCAAGCUGGCCGCCAUAUUGAGAUAAUGAAUUCUUUUGAACUGAGUGAUGAUGAAUUGGAUGGCAAUAUCAUCAUUAACCGCGAAUAUUAUACACUUAAGGAAGAGCAGUACAAACAAGUGUUCAGUGACAUGGACCUACUGGGAUGGUAUACAACUGGUGACACUCCUGGACCCCCAGACCUCUUAGUUCACAAGCAAAUCUAUGACCUCUUGGACAGUCCCAUAUUCCUGAAGCUGAACCCUAUGGCACGCCACACAGAUCUGCCAGUAAGCAUAUUUGAGAGUGUCCUGGAUUUAGUGAAUGGAGCCCCCACCAUGCUGUUAGUGGAACUGCAGUAUACAAUAGCUACUGAGGAGGCUGAACGUAUUGGUGUGGACCACGUGGCUAGAAUGUCAUCACACGACACCCAGGAAAGUUCCCUUGUUGCAGAAAAUCUUCAAGCACAGUACAGUGCAAUCAAGAUGUUGGCUAGUCGAGUGCGCCUAAUUGCGGAAUAUGUUCGUGCCAGCCAACGUGGUGAGGUGGACUUCAAUCAUGAGAUUCUUCGGCAGGUCAAUGCUUUGGCUCAUCGACUGCCAGUACUAAAUAGCGAUAAGUUCCGUGGAGAAUUUUAUAAUCAAUGUAAUGAUGUAGCACUGAUGUCAUAUCUUGGAACAAUAACCAAGUGCUGCAACACUAUGAAUCGAUUUAUCAACCGUUUCAAUCUUUUGCAUGAAAGACUAGCCAUGGGGCGUCGGAUGCGUGGGCUUUUCUUUUGAGAUGGGCUUAUCCUUAAAAAUUGCUUAAUAUUGUUUUAGAAAACUACAGGGCAUUUGAGCUCAAAAUCACUUGACCUUUGAAUAUGACUGGUCCUCAUUAAAUUAUGGUUAUAUGAUCAAAAUUAUAAACUCUAGGGAUUUUCAGUUUGAUUCCAUGAUCAUGCUUGAUUUUGAAGUGUGUAUACUAAAUUAUGAAGCCUUCAUAGUUAAGUUUUGCUAUCAUGCUCAUCUUUAUAUUCUAAUAGAUUAUUUUCAAGUUUCACUCAAGUUCUAUUGUUAGAAAUAAUAAUUUGGUAUUUGUUGAGUAUAGCACUGCCUGCUUAUAAAAGCGACAAAAAAUCUUGUAAGAAUAAAUGAAGUUUAAGUUUUUGUUCCAUAAAUUAAUUAUUUCCCCAGUUUUCUGUAGUAUUUUUCCAGUUUUCUUGAUAUUUACAUAAAAAUAUUGCAUUAUUUGGACCGAGCAAAGAGUAAGCAUUAAUGGGUAAGGUGCAUAUGUUUGUUUUUAUGAUGGCAAACUACAAUGUCCAACCAAAUCAAACUUAAUUAUUCAAGGAAUUUCAAGAUUUACUCCCACCUUUUUCAUUUGUUAGGUUUAAAUUAUAGUAAUUAUUUAAUUCAUUGUAUUUGGGGUCUGAAAUAAACAGAUGUAGUGUUUCUCUGUAAAUUUUACUCAAAUAAAAAGUCCUAAGAAUGUGAAGAUAAAUGAAAAAUACAACUAUUUAUUUAUAUAAUUUAUUUUUUAUAAAAUAAUGUUAUAAGCAGGAAUAACAUAGCUAUAUUUAACAAUUACCAUAAUUUUCAUAAUAGCAAUAGCUGACAACUUGUUUCACACCAUUUGGCAUGUAAAGGCAGUCACAUGAUAAACCCAAAGUAAAACUGAUUACCGUAAUAUGCUGUUUUUCUACAUUGAUUUAAAAUAUAAAGAUUAACCAUAGGAAGUUAGAAAAACUAAUCCUUUAUAUUUUUGAGCUUGAAAGGUUUUCUACUGGAUCCAAAGUUUUAUUUCAUGACUUAAAAUCUGAGCCAGUAACUGUUGGAGGAUAUGGUUCUUAUAUGGACAUAACUCUUGCUACAGAUUUUCAAUGCCCUAUAUGUUAGCAUACGAGUAUAAUUGAGCUAAUGACAGAACGAAGUUUUGGAAUGUUAAAAAAUUACAAUAAACCAUAACACCUCAAA
Homarus americanus (American lobster) is the source of this 2505-nucleotide messenger RNA. RefSeq names its product COP9 signalosome complex subunit 6-like (gene CSN6). The record is from RefSeq and is a predicted model, not a curated record. Gene Ontology annotation, molecular function: metallopeptidase activity; protein binding. The transcript is spliced from 9 exons. The coding region runs from base 226 to 1329 and encodes 367 amino acids. Gene Ontology annotation, cellular component: COP9 signalosome. Gene Ontology annotation, biological process: protein deneddylation. Lineage: Eukaryota; Metazoa; Arthropoda; Malacostraca; Decapoda; Nephropidae.